Suillus fuscotomentosus is the source of this 564-nucleotide messenger RNA. RefSeq lists its product as uncharacterized. The record is from RefSeq and is a predicted model, not a curated record. Bases 1 to 564 code for a protein of 187 amino acids. Lineage: Eukaryota; Fungi; Basidiomycota; Agaricomycetes; Boletales; Suillaceae. The transcript is spliced from 2 exons.
AUGAAUGACUCCAAUUUCUGCAAGAUGAUUCGCAUGAAAAGGACUCUAUGCCGGAAAUACAAACUGGCUAGGAAUGGUAUCUUAGAAAGUGGAAAGGCAUUCGACAGACUCGAUGAAGCAGCACCCUUACAUUUGAAGACAGAAUGGUUAGCCAGGGAGAGGCUAGCUCAGUCAAGCAGAUUGAAUGAUCCUUCAGCCAUGGAUGAAUAUGAGAUCAAUAUCAAAAAGGCACCUAGCAAAAAGGAGAUCGAGCUUAGAUUGUUAGAGGAGGGUAACACCUGCAAUGCAGCACCCUCUCGCAGAUCUGUGGCGACAUGGAUAUCAACAGGGUUAGCAAUUGAAGAGGCUCAGAUUGCAUUGCUCAUCGAGGUCCGAAGGAUCGGAAGAAGAUCCACCAAGACACAGAGAUUAGACAUCGCCCGUCAAAGAGAUCGGCUCCAAGGCCAGAUAGAUGGAUUUGCUCGGUCUGCUCUAACACAUCUCGGGGAGGGAUUUGAUGCAGAUGAUGAACCUGAAGACUUGGACGUAGACAUUCUAGAUGAUCUCAAUGAUGACCUGGUGUAG